CCUCGCGCGGAAUCUUCGAGACUUUUUCCCGCCAAAGCCACUGUUUCCGCCCCUCGGAGCCCAGGGCGCUGGCGGGACUGCGCAUGUGCGGGGCGCAGCCAGUGGCUAAACCCCCGGCGGCUCCACGGACGGCGAACCGUGGCGGAGAUGGAAGCGAGCCUGUUGCGCCAGUGCCCGCUGCUUCUGCCUCAGAACCGGGCGAAAACCGUGUACGAAGGAUUCAUUUCAGUUCAGGGACGAGAUUUUCACCUUAGAAUAGAGUUGCCUGAAGAUUUACAAAUGAAGAAUGCAAGAUUAUUAUGUAGUUGGCAACUGAAAACAAUACUUAAUGGAUACCAUCAAAUAGUACAACAGAGAAUGCAGCACUCUCCUGAUCUAAUGAGCUUUCUGAUGGAGUUGAAGAUGGUUUUGGAGACUGGGAGUGAUUCAGCUGGAAUUUCUAUGAAAGUAAUGGACACUUUGGAAGUUGCUUUAAAGAAGAAACAGGAGUUGUGUCCACCACUUCCUCCUCCCCAGUUCUACUCAAGCCUUAUUGAAGAGAUAGGAAUUCUUGGUUGGGACAAACUUGUAUUUGUGGAUACUUGUCUCAGUACCAUCAAGUUAAAAGCUGAAGAUGCUUCUGGUAGAAAACAUUUAAUUACUCUCAAGUUGAAGGCAAAGUACCCUGCAGAAUCACCAGAUUGUUUUGUGGAUUUUCCUGUUCCAUUUUCUGUUUCUUGGACACCACAGAGCUCUUUAAUAAGCAUUUACGGUCAGUUUUUGGCAGCCUUAGAAUCACUGAAAGCAUUCUGGGAUGUUACAGAUGAAAUCGACGAGAAGACUUGGGUACUGGAGCCAGAAAAACCUACACGGAGUGCAACAGCACGCAGGAUUGCACUGGGGAGUAAUGCUUCAAUACAUAUAGAGGUUGACCCCAAGCAUCCUACUAUGCUUCCUGAGUGCUGCUUUCUUGGAGCUGACCAUGUGGUAAAACCUCUUGGAAUUAAGCUGAGCAGGAACAUACAUUUGUGGGAUCCAGAAAAUAGUCUGUUACAAAAUUUGAAAGAUGUUUUAGAAAUAGAUUUUCCAGCUCGCACUAACCUGGAAAAAUCUGAUUUUUCUAUGGAUUGUGGCAUUUGUUAUUCAUAUCAACUUGAUGGUGCCAUUCCUGAUCAAGUGUGUGAUAAUCCCCAAUGUGCACAGCCUUUCCAUCAAAUAUGCUUAUAUGAGUGGUUGAGAGGACUGUUGACUAGUAGACAGAGUUUUAACAUCAUAUUUGGUGAAUGCCCAUAUUGUAGUAAGCCAAUUACCUUGAAAAUGUCUGGGAGGAAAUCCUAAAAUAAGAAUGUAACAUUUCUGUGAAGAACUGGCAGCCUUAAGAAUUAUCAAAAGGAUUUUAUUUGAUAUCUUCAGAGAAAGUAUAAAGCAAGACCUACUAAAAUCAAAAGAAAAAGAACGAUAAAGCCGUAAUAAUACACGUCAGUAACUGUCUCUUCACUGAGAGUAGAGUCUCUGACCUCCAUUCCGGUUGGAGAAGUAUAUGUAUACCAAGAUGAAGAUCUUGAAUUGUCGAGUAUAUAUGGACUGAUAAAAUCUUGAUAUGGUUUGUAAAGUGAAUUUGGGAACUGUAUAGAGCUCGGUUUUUGUGGAGAACUGUUUCUUUCAUUCAGAAUUUGAGACUCACAGUACUUUUGUCUUCUCUUUGUGCUUUCCUAUGGAAAAGUAUAUAUAUUGUGUUAGGUCUGAGUUAUCCUUAUACUGUGUACUCUAAGAGUUCUAAAUAAAACAUGUUACACAAAACGAA
Molecule: messenger RNA, 1783 nt
Organism: Leopardus geoffroyi (Geoffroy's cat)
Lineage: Eukaryota; Metazoa; Chordata; Mammalia; Carnivora; Felidae
Gene: FANCL
Product: FA complementation group L
Exons: 15
Coding region: 148-1317 (389 amino acids)
Biological process (GO): protein monoubiquitination; interstrand cross-link repair
Cellular component (GO): nucleus; Fanconi anaemia nuclear complex
Molecular function (GO): ubiquitin protein ligase activity
Source: RefSeq, a predicted model, not a curated record